Messenger RNA from Triplophysa dalaica, 2441 nucleotides. RefSeq names its product zinc finger protein OZF-like. The coding region runs from base 642 to 2033 and encodes 463 amino acids. The transcript is spliced from 3 exons. NCBI's taxonomy places the organism in Eukaryota, Metazoa, Chordata, Actinopteri, Cypriniformes, Nemacheilidae. Gene Ontology annotation, biological process: regulation of transcription by RNA polymerase II. The record is from RefSeq and is a predicted model, not a curated record. Gene Ontology annotation, molecular function: RNA polymerase II cis-regulatory region sequence-specific DNA binding; DNA-binding transcription activator activity, RNA polymerase II-specific. Gene Ontology annotation, cellular component: nucleus.
UCAGAGGAACAGACUGAAGAAGAAAAGGAUUUAUUUUCUGCAGUCAAACUGAUAAACAGAGUGAACAUGAUGGAGAUAAAAACUGAACUUUACACUGAUGAUGGUGAUGAUUUUAUUCCUUCAGGUAUGUUUCUGCUGUUUCACUGUCAUGUGAGUUUCUGUUUCUAAAGGGGGUUUUUACAUUCACAAUCACACUACUGAGUAUGGUAAACCAGUAAAACCCAGAUAACACAAGGAUGUCUGUAAGAUGUCUGCUAAAGAUCUUUAGUGUGUAAACAUCUGAAAAACGACAGCUUUACAUCCGAUCUAAAUCUUAAACAUCUUACAGACAUCUUGUCUAUAUAAGAUCUGACGUCUCAGACACCUAUUGCAGAUGAGCAAACAGUCAAACAAUUAUUUUGCAUCUUGCAGAUGUCAACGCAGACAUCAAAUAGACGUCUCCCAGAUGUAUGUGUGCUGUCAGGGCAGAGAGUGGUUUUACAACAGCUAAGGUGUUUAUAUUGGUUAUAGUGUGAAGUGUGAAGAAGCCUUGGCUUUCCAGUUGCUCAGUGUGUAAUAGCACGGUGCUGACAACACCAAGGUCUUGGGUUCGAUCCCAGGGGAUCGCACAUGCUUAGAAACACAAUGAAUAGUAUAAUCCAAUGUUUGUCGCUUUGGAUAAAGGCGUCUGCCAAAUGCAUAAAUAUGCAAGCGGUGAUUCAUGUGGUGAUGGAGAAACGGCCUCUACAUCAAAACAGCGACUGACAGCACAAACUCUUUCCUGCAUCACCUGUGGAAAGACAUUCAGUUCACAGAGACGUUUAGAGACACAUGAGAGAAAACACACAGAACAGAAACUCUUCACCUGCACCAGAUGUGACAUCAGCUUUCCUACCUUACAAGAGAAGAAACUUCAUUCACAAGAGCACAGAGACAAGAAACACUUUCACUGUCAGCAGUGUGGGAAGAGUUUUGUCUCUUCUUCGAAUCUAAAGAUUCACAUGAUGUCACACACUGGAGAAAAACCUUUCCACUGCAGUGAAUGUGACAAAUAUUUUAGCAGCAAAGGAAAUCUUGUUCUUCAUCAGAGAAUUCACAUGGUGGAAAAACCGUACGCGUGUCCUCAGUGUGAGAAGAGAUUCAGCCACAGACCUCAUCUGAAGAGACACGUGGAUUUACACACCAAUGAGAGACCGCAUCAGUGCAGUGAAUGUGGAAAAACUUAUAGGAGGUCAGAUGCUUUAAAGUUACACCAAAAAACACACACUGGGGAGAAACUCUAUCAGUGUUCUGACUGUGAUAAACAUUUCCAAAAAAAAUCUAACCUAAUAACUCACGAGAGAACUCACACUGGAGAGAAACCUUGUGUCUGCUCUGACUGUGGAAAGAGAUUUUCUGAUCCAAAUACUUAUAAACGUCAUCAGAGAUUUCACACUGGAGAAAAACUUUACGUUUGCUCUCACUGUGAAAAUAGAUUUUCUGAUCAUAGUUCUUACAAAGUUCAUGUGAGAAUUCACACGGGAGAAAAACCUUAUGAGUGCAGACUUUGUGGAAAUAGUUUUAGCCGACAAAACACUUUAAGAAAACACCAGAGAAUUCAUACAGGUGAAAAACCUUAUAAAUGUUCUCAGUGUGACAAGACGUUUGCUCGACAAGAUGUCCUGAGAAUCCAUGAGAGAGUUCACAGUGGAGAGAAACCUUAUCACUGCUCUGACUGUGGAAAGAGCUUCUCCGGACGAUCUAAUUUCAGAGUUCAUCAGAGAAUUCACACAGGUGAAAAACCUUAUAUAUGUUCUCAGUGUGACAAGACGUUUGCUCAACCAGAUGUCCUGAAAUCCCACGAGAGAACUCACACUGGAGAGAAACCUUAUCACUGCUCCAUCUGCGAGAAAAGCUUUUCUCAUAAGAGUACUUUCAAAGUUCAUGAGAGAGUUCACACUGAAGAGAAACCUUAUCAGUGCUCCGUCUGCGGCGAGGGAUUCACUUAUUUAAAACGUCUUAAGAUUCAUAAGAAGAAACAUGCUAAAGAACAACCUGCACUGGAAUCAUCAUAGUGUCAUUUAUUAUUUGUAUAACAUUGGAAUCAUUUUGCUUCAACUUGGAGUUCUGUGUUCUGUGGAACUCGAUGUAGUUUGAAUCAGAGAGGGCCGUUAUCUGCAGUCUGCAGAUCUUUAUUUUUGUCAUGAACGAAUGACUGAAUGGAAACGAACAUGAAUUGUGUGGCAUAAAAUCUUAUGAAUGAACUUCUUGUUCAUAUGAUAAUUUGUACUUAAUGAUUUACAUGUGCUGCAGAUAUUUUGAUUUCUGUAUACAAGAGAUAACAGAGGAGGUGAUGAAGAUUUAUCUGCUGCAGAACAAACUUGAUGUUUAACUUGUUUUAGUGCUUUGACCUGAGAUUUUGAUGAACACAAUUUUAUUGUCACAGUAAAUAAAUGUAGUUAUUCAGAUGUUCUUCAUUUUUU